AUGAGGGUCAUCCCUGGUGAGACGGCGCUCUGUGGCCGAGUGUACAAGGACUGGUUAGCAAACAAUGGGCUUAAUGACUCGAUUCCGGAACCUGUCGACCUCGUACCAGUCGGCCUACGAAACGUUCGAAACGUGUGCUUUUUGAACGCAAUCUUGCAAUGUUUAUAUUAUACGCCAAUGCUGCGAAGAAGCCUUUCGCUGGCUUUUGAAAGUGCCGUGGUGAAGGACGAGUGGCUCGUGGCAUUGCGCCAUCUUUUCAAAGAACUUGACUCAUCACGUUCCUCGAAAGCUUGUGUGGCGGCAACCCGAAUGGCGUCAUUGAUGCAAUCAGCAUCCACCAAUGGCGAAUUUCAACAUGGCGAACAAGCCGAUGCCCAUGAGGCUUUUGUGCUGAUCAUAUCGAAGCUCCUGGAGGGCUGCAUCUCUGCAAGAGGCCUGUCCAUUGCGGAGAAAGAGCAGCUUGAACAAAGCAGCUUGAUAGGACAUAUCUUCAGCAUGAUGCUGAACCAGUCCGUCACGUGCAAGACAUGCAAAGACAAAUCCUCUUACAGCCGAGCAGAGUACUGUUUCUGCGUCACCUGCCCGUCCUUCACUGACAGAAUGAGAACACGAGACAGGAAAAACGUCGUGGACGUGAAGGAGCUUUUGUCAAGCUUUACCCAAGAGGAGCACAUCAGUGAGUGGAAGUGUGAGAAGUGCUCAUCCAGCGGCUGCGUAAGGCAGGCUGGAAUUGCCCGACCUCCUAACGUCCUGUUGGUUCACAUCAGUCGAAUUCAACAAGGAUGGGCUCCUCAAGUGACGGUCGACAGAGACCUUACAAUCCAGUACGAUGGUUCUUCAGCCAAUACUCGGCGCAAGGUGCGCUACUUGCUCUUUGCAAUGAUAGUGUACCGCUCCAUGGGAGCAAACGGUGGCCACUACUUUGCUUUCGUCAGAGCUGGUCGAGGUCAGCGUGAGCAAUGGUACUUGGCAGAUGAUGACGAAAUCAGGUCGGUCUCAUUCGCUGAUGUGCAAAGAGAAGAACCUUUCAUGCUACUUUACGAAGCACAGAAGAUGAUCCCACCUGUCGAGACGGAUGCAGAAAAAAAGCUUCUCGAGGCGGAGUUGGUGCAGGCUAGUGUGAAAGCCCAGGUGCAAGCUCGGGCGGCGCAGUCCACCGGCUUGCUGGUUGAGCAAGCCAGGGCUCCUGCGAUCUACACCCAGGUAGAUGACAGCACAAGGUCUAGUGGAAGACUUGAAAUGGAAGAGGCAUGCGCAAAGAUGCUGGAGCCGGAGGAUGCCUACACACCUGGGACGGACAUGUCUUCCACCACAGCGGGUUCAGAGGGCAGGUCCCGGUUGGACGAGCACGUCUUCGUACGAACUCAACCAGACUACGAACGCACUGUUGAUUUCGACAGGUGGUCUUUCUUUAGCUCCUGCCGCUGCAGCUUGCCAUAUGCAGAAUACUCUGAGGGCUUUGAAGAUGAUCGACUUCACUGUAUGUAG
Messenger RNA from Symbiodinium pilosum, 1488 nucleotides. NCBI's taxonomy places the organism in Eukaryota, Dinophyceae, Suessiales, Symbiodiniaceae. The record is from the annotation of a GenBank genome assembly.